Molecule: messenger RNA, 291 nt
Organism: Dipodomys ordii (Ord's kangaroo rat)
Lineage: Eukaryota; Metazoa; Chordata; Mammalia; Rodentia; Heteromyidae
Product: breakpoint cluster region protein-like
Exons: 2
Biological process (GO): positive regulation of GTPase activity
Cellular component (GO): membrane
Molecular function (GO): GTPase activator activity
Source: RefSeq, a predicted model, not a curated record
CACCGGCAGCUGCUGAAGGACAGCUUCAUGGUGGAACUGGUGGAGGGAGCCCGCAAGCUGCGUCACGUCUUCCUGUUCACGGACCUGCUCCUCUGCACCAAACUCAAGAAGCAGAGUGGAGGCAAAACCCAACAGUAUGACUGCAAAUGGUACAUUCCACUCACGGAUCUCAGCUUCCAGAUGGUGGACGAGUCAGAGGCAGCACCCAACAUCCCUCUGGUGCCAGAUGAGGAGCUAGAUGCCUUGAAGAUCAAGAUCUCUCAGAUCAAGAGUGACAUCCAGAGAGAGAAG